Messenger RNA from Thrips palmi, 2598 nucleotides. Its product is annotated as lysosome membrane protein 2-like. Gene Ontology annotation, cellular component: cytoplasm; membrane. The coding region runs from base 85 to 1893 and encodes 602 amino acids. NCBI's taxonomy places the organism in Eukaryota, Metazoa, Arthropoda, Insecta, Thysanoptera, Thripidae. Gene Ontology annotation, molecular function: scavenger receptor activity. The transcript has 12 exons. The record is from RefSeq and is a predicted model, not a curated record.
ACCGACGUCCGCCGCAGAGUCUAGUGCAUCGUGGACCCGCGGCGUGUCGAGAGGCGGUCCGGACUGUCCUCCCCCUCCGACAGGAUGACAGCCUGCAAGAAGAACACCCUGGACAGGGAGGCGUCCUUCAUCCGCCAGGAAAAGAGCCCGCGAUGGUUCUUCGGCAAGAUUCGGAAGCCGUUCCUGGAGACGCUCAAGAAGACCGACAUCCAGGAAUGCCGACGGUCGUGGCUGUGUUGCGGCAGAGAGGACGAGGAGCCGGUGGAGGCCAGCCCGACGGGCCGCUGCAGCCUCGGGGAUGUGGCCAACGCCAAGCCCGGGGAGCUGGAAUUCAUCUCCCUGGAGCCGCAGCCCAGGCGGAGGAAGACGGACGGCGCACCACGGUGGCGAGGCAUCGCGUUCUUACUCGCGGCGUGCCUCUUCUGCUUUUCCGGCUCCUGCAUCAUGUGGACCACGGACGCCUUCCACGACUUUGUCGCCAAUCAAAUGGUGCUGGACGCGAACAAGGGGAGCUUUGCCUGGUGGGUCACGCCACCAAUCAACCCCUGGUUCAGGGUGUACAUCUGGAACUACACCAACUGGGACGAGUACACUAGAGACCGCAGUAUUAAAAUCAAGCUCAAGGAGGUCGGCCCCUUCACUUACAGAGAGGUGAUCAGGCGAGAGGCUAUCGAGUUCGACGAGAAGGGCAUCACCCUGUCGUACAGGGAGGUGAAGACCUACGAGUUCAUGCCCGAAAUGUCCGCCACUGAGGACCUGAACGCCACCGUGGUCGUCCCGAACAUUCCUUACUUCGGCGCCAAGGCCAAGGUGGCGGGCUGGGGGCAGGGCCUGUUCGGCACCGCGGGCUCUGUCAUCCUCAACCUGUCGUCUAGAGCCUUCAAGCUCAACCCCCUCAUCUCCGUGACGGCCAACGGCUUCAUCUGGGGCUACGACGACAACCUCUUCACCCUGUCCAAGCUCGACCCCACCAACAAGGUCCCCAUGGACCAGGUCGGCUUGCUGACCAUGAAAACGAUCCCGGACGACUUGACGAUCCUGACGGGGGCGGCGGACAUCGACAAGCUGUCCUACUUCGUGCGCUUCAACCACAAGUCCUCGCUGGGCGCGUGGUCCGAGCCGGCCUGCAACUCGUUCGAGGGCUCGGACGGCUCCAUGUUCCCGCCCAGGAAGGUGCGCGCCAAGGACACCCUGUACGCCUACAAGCCGGAGGCCUGCCGCCUCAUCAAGUUCAUCUUCCAGCGCAAGUCCUUCGCCCAGGGGGUGCGCGCUCAUCGCUACAUCUUGGACCAGAACACCUUCAUGUCGCCGCGCGUCAACCCCGACAACUUGUGCUUCUGCAACCAAACCGACCUCCAAGAGUGCCCCCUGGAUGGCAUCUUCGACACCAGCCCCUGCGCACACGGCGCACCCAUGUACAUCUCGUACCCUCACUUCUACCUGACGGACCCCGCUGCUCUCGAGCCGUUUGAAGGGAUGCACCCGGACGCCAAGGAGCAUGACAUGUUCGCAGACAUCCACCCGCGCCUGGGCAUGACCCUGUCGGGCAGGUCCCGGCUGCAGUUCAACCUGCGCGUCGUCAAGGAGACGCCGCACCUGGACGUGGGCAUGGUGCUGCCAGUGGCGUGGUUCGCGCAGGACCUGCCGUCGUACGACGCCGGCUUCAAGACCAUCAUCAUCAUCGCGAGCUACGCGCUGGACUUCCUGGAGUUCGUGCUGCUGUACGUGCUGCCCGUGGCCGCCGUGCUGACGGCCCUCGUGCUGGCGCGCAGGCUGCUGCUGCUGGCGCGGCGCAGCCCGUACGCCGCGGCGCCCACGUCCGCGGAGAACGCCGUGGAGCACGCCGACGAGCGCCCGGAGGACGGCGAGCAGGAGCUGGCCGCCUGCGCCUGAGCCGCGUCGCCGCCGUCAACAAGGACAAAGGACGUGCAUCGCGGGGCGCGUGCCGGCCGCGGAGCCCCGACGACGCGCAGUUUUUGUUUUUGUUUCGAUUACUCCGGUGAUUUCCGUUAGCCAUUGGUUAACGACUUGUGAUAAGGACUCCGUCGUCGUGACGCGGAGGCGACGCGCUCUCUCCCUAGGAGUGCUAAGAACAGGGUGAAGUUCGUGUUCGUGUGAGAGCGUGUGUGUGUGUGUGAUUAUGUGUGCCUGUGUGUUGAUUUUAGAGUGUACGUAUAUGUGUGUGUGAUUAAAAAACAGUCAGUUUUUGUAUGCAUACGGACGGAGUGGAUAAACCGCUUCUUAUUUUAUAGGUGAAAACCAAAUUAAUUAUAGUAUCAUUAAUUUGUAAUUCUUGAAGAGUUGUAUCCAACUGGGGUCUCAUUUUUGCCUGUGAAAAGAGUUUGUCCCCCGAAAUAGCGACAAAUUUUUGUCAAGUACGUAUGAUAAACACUGUCUCGAAUUUGUCGCUUUUUUGGCAAUUUUAAUUUGACUCGCGUGCUUAUUUAUGGACGAAAUUGCUCUCCUUCUUAUCACUUGUAUUCAGGGUGACGAGGGCCAUUCUCGAACAUGUUUCAUUUUAUUGUAUAUUGAUUCACUUCUCUUGCAUCGCACGGACACAGCCAACGUUCCUCAUUACUCUCAUUUUAUUAUUCUCAU